AUGCUAAACUCUCGUUUCUCGUACUCUGCGCUGCAAAGAGUGGCUAGAGCUGGAAAACCUCACAAGCUUCUACCAAGCUCGCGUCGAUAUGCCACUCUGAGUACGUUUUUCCAGCAUGAACCUUCUCAGCCAUCCAUCAAGACGGAACUUCCUGGACCCAUUGCUUUGCAGAUGAGAACCGACUUGAAUGACGUUUUUGAUACACGAAGCUUGAACAUGCUCGUAGACUACAAGAAGAGUCACGGCAACUAUCUCGCUGAUCCUGAUGGCAACAUUCUCUUGGAUGUGUUUGCACAGAUAGCGUCUAUUGCUGUUGGCUACAACAAUCCUCAUCUUGAACAAGCUUCAAAGGACCCCGCGAUGGUUAGAUCUCUGAUUAAUCGUCCGGCAUUGGGCAACUUUCCAGAUGCAGAAUAUGCUGAAAUAUUGCGGACUGGUAUCCUCCAAGCUGCACCGCCAGGUAUGAACCAAGUCUUCACGGCUUCGACUGGUUCAGACGCAAACGAGACAGCAUAUAAAGCGGCGAUCAUGUGGAAAGCCCAGCAGAAUCGAGGUGGACCAGAGGUGGAGUUCACGCCCGAGGAGAUGUCAUCCAGUAUGCUGAACAAAGCACCUGGUGCACCGAAUCACUCGAUUCUCUCAUUCCACGGAGGGUUCCACGGACGAACCUUUGGCAGUCUCUCAACGACAAGAAGCAAACCGAUUCACAAGCUUGACAUUCCCGCCUUCGAUUGGCCCGCCGCACCGUUCCCAAAGCUGCGAUACCCUUUACACGAGUUUGAGGCAGAGAAUACUGCCGAGGAGCGACGCUGCUUGCAGGAGACUGAGAAACUGAUCCAGGAGUUCCAUAAUCCUGUUGCUGCAGUCAUAGUAGAGCCGAUUCAGUCAGAAGGUGGCGACAAUCACGCUUCACCCGCCUUUUUCCAAGCGCUUCGCGAGCUGACAUUGCGCAACAACGUCCUGCUGAUUGUAGAUGAGGUUCAAACGGGUGUUGGCGCUACCGGAAAAUUCUGGGCUCAUGAGCAUUGGGACCUCUCUAUCCCACCAGACAUGGUCACAUUCUCAAAGAAAGCCCAAGCCGCUGGAUACUACUUCCGCGAACCCUCCCUGCGUCCAAACAAGCCAUACAGGCAAUUCAAUACGUGGAUGGGUGACCCGGCGAGGGCAAUCUUGUUCAGAGCAAUCCUCGAAGAGAUUACGACAAAAGACUUGGUAGCUCACACCGCCAAAACGGGAAAGUAUCUGUUCGAUCAACUUGAACAGCUUUCCUCAAAGUACCCGGGCGAGAUUUUGAAUCUUCGUGGUAAAGAUCGCGGGACGUUCAUCGCAUUUGAUAGCCCUAGGCGCGACGAGCUCAUCAAGCGAGCAAAGUCAUCAGGCGUUAAUUUAGGUGGAUGCGGCGACAGGGCCGUUCGUUUACGGCCAAUGCUCGUCUUUCAGGAACACCAUGCGAAUAUUCUCCUUGAGAAGCUGGAGGACUUGAUCAGACAAUGA
Molecule: messenger RNA, 1494 nt
Organism: Aureobasidium uvarum
Lineage: Eukaryota; Fungi; Ascomycota; Dothideomycetes; Dothideales; Saccotheciaceae
Source: the annotation of a GenBank genome assembly